CUGCUUUCUGGCAAAGCUAGGUUACAAAAAGGUGCGGGUUUCUAGGGAGACUGGUAGGGGGGAGCAGUCCUUUGAAGAAGAUGUGAUAGGCGAGACCUUCUCAGGAAAGCAUGAGAGAGGAAAGAGAUGAAAGUAUGGUGAAAAACCUCUCCGGGUUUUAUGAUGGAAGGACUGGGAAAUGACAGAUCCAUAUGCAGCUCUCGACCAUAUCCAUGGCUUAGUCACCCCAAAACCGAGGCCUCGACCCUGCUAUGGAAACUCAAAGACUGCUUCUCCGCCAAUGAGACGCCCUCCCUUCAUCACACAGAUAAAGAAAGCAUUUACAUGGACAACAGAAAGGCUGUGCUGGAAUUGAAAGAUGUCCCCCCUCCACCUCCCCACCAUACGCCCUCUUCCCAAUCAUCCCAGCCCUUCUCUUUGGCCCCUGUCCCUUUGCCCCCACUCUGCUUGCCUCCUCCUCAGCUUACACAAGACUCCCACCAACAACAGCAACCACCACCACAGCAACAGCAAGAGGGGGGUAGCCCCAAAGUAAGCAUUUGCACUCAGUGUGAAUAUUGCAGGGCAGAUGGUUAUGGGUUAUUAGGUGGCGGAGGCGUUGUUGGUAGCAGUAGCAGUAUUGCUGGCAUUGUUUCACUCUAUAUGGCCCCUAGCUCUCUUGGAGCCCCUAUCAUCAGCAGCAGCAGCAGUAGUAGUAUUAGCGCCACAGCCUCAUCUGUUCAUCAGUAUAAACAAAACCUUAGCUGUGGAACAGGAGGUGAAGUUGUUGACCCGUUGCUCAGUCUUGCUUACAAACCUCAGCUGCUCUCUUCAGUCGCUACCUCUCAGCCUAUUUCAUCACACCCCUACCUCUCCUGCUGCUCAGGGCUUUUGCAUACCUACCCAUCUGUACCUCUUCCAUGCAGCCAACCCAGCCUGUGUACCUCCUCAGCCCCUCUGGCUUCCUCUCUCCCCUGUGUUUCCUCUCUAUCUGCUCCAAUGCACGGCUCUUGCCUGGCCUCUUCUGGCUUCUACACUUGUGGUGUCGACUGCUGCCCAUCAGCCAGAAGAUCCCAGAGAAGCACACUCGGUGAUCACCCAGCCACCACUACCAUCACCACUACCACCACCUCAGCACACUUCUGCUCUAACCCUAUGCACCUUAAUGUAGAACGCACGGUGUGUGUGAAGGGGGCGCACUACUGCCAGGAGUGCUUGUUGAAGCCCAUGAAUGGUCUGCCAUCAGAGUCGGACAAGGUGUGGCCCAGUGUUCCUGUUCCACAGACUGCUCCUAUCCCUAUUCCUAUUUGUAAUGGCUGUGGCACUUCUUCUGAUGGCAUGAUGCUCAUGCCAUCAACGAGCCUUGGCAAGACUGGCCAGAAGUAUGGUUCUCCAGAGAAUAGUGGUCCUGAGAACAUCCCUCCAGUGGGUGUCUUCUGGGACAUUGAGAACUGCAGCGUGCCCAGCGGACGCUCAGCAGGAGCUGUGGUCCAGCGUAUUCGUAGCCGCUUCUUUCAGGGCCACCGUGAGGCAGAAUUCAUUUGCGUCUGUGAUAUCAGCAAGGAGAGUAAAGCUGUCAUCCAAGAGCUCAACAACUGCCAGGUAACUGUUGCACACAUCAACGCCACAGCCAAGAAUGCUGCAGAUGACAAGCUUCGCCAGAGCCUACGGCGCUUUGCUGAGACCCACACUGCACCUGCAACUGUCAUACUAGUAUCCUCGGAUGUCAACUUUGCAAGUGAGCUGAGUGACCUGCGUCAUCGCCACGGUUUCCAGGUAAUCCUGGUCCACGGCAACCAUACAUCUUCAGCCCUGCUGCAGCAUGCUCACUGCCACGUGGCCUUUCAGGAGAUCACAGCUGAUCUGCCACCUCGCAUGCUUGUCAAAGCACAGCCCAGUUUCAACCUCCUCUAUGUGCACAACCUCCCUGUCAACUGUGACAAGAACCUGCGGAACACUGUGAAGCUCAGGCUCCGCCGCCUGUCAGACAACUGCGGUGGCAAGGUGCUGGGCAUGUCCCAGGGCACAGCAGUCCUCCGUUUUGGCAGUUCUGAUGCAGCUUCACGGGCCCGCAAGCGAAUGGAAAAUGAGGAUGUGUGUGGUCGCCGAAUCAGCCUCUCCUUCUCCCCACGGCCCAGAGAUGAUGCAAGUCCUGAGCCUGAGCUUCAGUCUCGGCCUUAUCACUUGUCUCAGACUCUGCCCCAAACAUAUCAAAACCAGGAUUCAAUGUUUGCCCCUCCUCCCGCCAUAUCCUCCUUCUCUUUUCUGCCACUGGAGAAGCCAAGGUCACCCAGAAGGCCACGGCGAGCAACGCGCCCAUGCCACACCACAGGCCCAGUGCCUGAAAGGCCCUACAGCCCCAGGAGGGGGUGCAGUGGGCCUCCCGGUGGUGCUCCAGCCAAGCCCCAUCAGGAGCUGGGUGGUUUGGAGGGCAAUCUCAGAAUGGGCCUCCAACACCUGGAGAAAGGACGUGCUGCUUCAUCUUCCCCCCACAGUAAUGGUGAGACAGGAGUCCUCGAGCAGUUGACCAAGCCUGGCCUCACUGGAGAAUCCAUGUACAGAAGGAGAAGAGAUGACACCAGUCCUCGCAGUGUGACUGAGUCCCCUGUAGAGCAAAGGGACAGGAGCUCAGGGGAGUUCCAGAUUAGCACACCCUCUGCCUUCAGCAAGUUAAACCUGCACAGGAGCUUCAGUCCCCUCGUCCUGUCCCAGGGUUCAUGGUCAUCCAGGAGUGUGUCCCCCUGCCUGUCAAGCCGGUCCUCACCCCUCCUUGCUGCCCCUCGUAGCCCGUUACCCGAAGGUCCUCCUGAGCCUUUCUCAGAUGGGGCAGAGGUCCAGGUUGCCAACCUGGACUACAGAAUGUCACGCAAGGAUCUGCAGCAGACACUGCAUGACACCUUCUCCCGAUACGGUCGGGUGAAAGCUGUGGAGCUUAGCCCCCACACUGACUACCAGCUGAAGGCCACAAUCCAAAUGUUAUACCUGCGACAGGCCAUAAGUGCCGUCAGUGGCCUGCACCGUUAUAAGAUCGGAGGCAAGCGCAUUCAGGUCUCUCUAAUCACUGGUGGCAACAACAAAUCCCUUGCCAUGCUCAGCACUGAGAUCAUCAGCAUUCUUCAGGAUUCACCGGCCAAUUGCCUUCCCCUCUUCAAGUUCACUGAGAUCUAUGAGAAAAAAUAUUCCCGCAAGCUUGUGGUGGGGGAUUUGUACAAGCUACCAGAGGUGGUGUCAGUGCGUGAGCAGGGAGGCUCAAGGCUGGUGUGUCUUCUGCCAAGCAGCCGUCAGAGCCCACUGGGAUCUUCCCAAUCCCAGGAGGGUUCCUCCUCGGCCAGUGGUAGCCCUGUGGUGUUUGAGGAGCUGGAGUACCAUGAACCUGUCUGCAGACAACACUAUGCACAGCAGGACUUCAGUGAGGCUGACUUUGACCCUGACUCCUAUAAAAUACCAUUUGUUGUGAUGUCUCUGAGCACCUUAGCCUCUGAGGUCCACAGUCUGCUGCAGUCACAUGAGGGAACUCUUCCAUUACUCAGUUUUCCAGAUUGUUAUGCAGCAAAAUUCAGCCCUCUGCAGCUGGGCAAUGAGACACUAGAGGGCGGUGUUCCUCUGGAGCACCUCAUUACCUGUGUUCCCAGUAUCACAAUAGUCACAGCCCAGAACGGCUUCAAAGUCAUCAAGUGGAUCCACAACAAACCACCAGCACCAAACUCUGAGCCCUGGAUUCAGCGCUGCAAGAGUCCGGUUGGCAACCCACAGCUCAUCCAGUUCAGUCGAGAGAUUAUUGACCUGUUAAAGAGUCAGCCCUCUUGCAUCAUGCCCAUGAGCAAGUUUAUACCUUCAUACCAUCAUCACUUUGCCAAGCAGUGCCGUGUCUCUGACUAUGGCUACUCGAAGCUGCUGGAGCUUCUGGAGGCUGUGCCGCAUGUCCUGCAGAUCUUGGGUAUGGGUACCAAGCGUUUAUUAACACUAACCCAUCGUGCUCAAGUGAAACGCUUCACCCAAGACCUGCUCAAACUGCUUAAGUUUCAAGCCAGCAAACAAGUGUCAAUCAAGGACUUCAUGCAGGCAUACCACUGGUGCUUCUCCAGAGACUGGAGGGUAAUAGACUAUGGCAUAUGUGACCUGAUGGACCUGCUGAUGGAGAUCCCAGACACCACCAUCACCAUUACACAUCAGGACAUAGACACAGUCAUCUCUGUUCCCAAGAGAGACCGUACAAUGGAGGAAAUGGAGCGCACUAAGCAGUUUGGGAAGGAGGUGGUGGACCUUCUCCGUCACCAGCCUCACUGUCGAAUGCCCUUCAGCAAAUUCAUCCCCACCUACCACCAUCACUUCGGUCGUCAGUGCAAGCUCAGCUACUAUGGUUUCACCAAGCUCAUGGAGCUCUUCGAGGCGAUCCCUGACAUCCUGAUGGUAUUGGAAUGUGGUGAGGAAAAAGUGCUGACUCUGACAGAGGUGGAGCGUAUCAAGGCUCUGGCAGCUCAGCUGGUCAAGCUGCUUCGGGCUCAGAAAAACUCCAGCAUUCCUGUAAGCCAGCUGCUCACCGAGUACAGCAAGACAUUUGGUUAUGGUCUGCGCCUGCAGGACUACGAUGCCAGCUCCUUGCCAGCACUGCUCGCCAAACUCUGCCAUGUUGUCAAGGUGGUGGACGGCUCUGAGGGUCGAGAAGUGCAGCUGAUCAACAGGAAGUCUUUGCGCCUGCUGACCUCCCAAAUACUGAGCCUGCUAAUGUCCCAAGCAGAGGAGCAAGUCACCAGCGGUCUCAGAGUGGAGGCACUGAGUGAGCAUUACCUGAUUGUCUAUGGAGCCUCGCUCAACCCAUGUGAAUAUGGGUUCCUCUCCCUCAGCGAGUUGCUCAAGAGCCUGCCCUACCUUGUGGAGUUGUACCAUGAAGAAGGUGAAGACGACAAAUCUGGCAGCAGCACCAGUGGUCGUGGUGAGGAGUGGGUGAGGCUGACCAAGCUUUACCAGUUCGCUCGUAACGUGCGCUGCCUCCUCCACACCUACCAUUACAACCAGAUCUUCCUGACCGACUUCCACGGGGCUUAUAACAAAUUUACAGGCUGCAGCCUUGAACCACGUUGCUACGGAUACAUGAGCACUGACGAGCUGCUCAGCGCCAUACCACAGGUGGUCUGGAUCAAAGGGCACGGUCGCAAGAAGAUUAUCGUUUUGAAGAACGAUAUGAAAGCAAAGGGAAGCUUUUCAGCCCCCAACAGCCCCCUGCCAAGUGAAAACACAGAGAGCCCAAGAGACAGCCCAAAUAGCAGCGCAACCUCUGGAGCCCAGAGUCCAGGGGGCGACGCAGCAGCAGAGUCAGAGCUGCUGUGUCUGACAUCACCUGUAGACCUGCUGUGUGGUCCUGUGCCUUCUUGCCUACCCUCACCUCAGCUACACCCUGACCCUGUCCUCCUCCAGGAGACAGACCUGAUUCACUUUGAGGAGAAAAUUCCACCAACAGUGAGUGAUGAACCUGAGGUGGCAGCUGCAGCCGUUGCUGACACCACAUCUGAGCCACCUGAGCAGCCUGGCAGCUCAGAAGACUCUGCAGUCACCAAACCUCCCCCGCCCCCGAACAUGAAGCCCCCCUUGUCCAUGGACAGUCCCAGCAGAAGAGCCACACGCAGUAAAUUUAAGCUAGCUGCCAACUUCUCAUUCACAGCAGGCCUCUGAUCCUUUUCACACAUGCACACAAAGCAAUACUGGCUCACAAAUAGUGUAACUCUAAAUACAAGAGUUGACCGGCUACACUGAACACACACACGCACUUCACAGACGAGACCCCUGAAGAUCAUUGGUAUUGUCCCCUCGAGCAGACUGUUGCAUUCUUCUGCUUUCUUCUUGAUCACUCAGCGGCCAUCUUUGUUCUCUUUGCUUGCUUGUUUCACAAUCAGUGUGUUGUUCCAGUGACGUUCACCAAGCUGUGAUUUUUCUUCUUGCAGAUUUUCUGCAAUUCUUUAAUUUGCCAAUUUCAUCUACUGUAACCUGUGUUUGUUUGAUUUCAUCCAGAGGGAAGUUAAAUGAUGUUUCCAUAAAUGAGCAUCCUCAGUUCAGUGUCAAAGAACACUUGCUUGCUUAAUUCUAAAAAAAAAAAGUUAGUUGUCACUGUAUGCAGAGCAUUUGGUAAUAAUGGAAGAAAAGCUAGGCAUGAGUACAUUUAUUCUAUGUAAACUUCAGUAACUUUAGUGACCCCCCAUUCUCAGUUUAUUAGAAUAAAAUAACAGAAGGUUUAGAGAAGUUUUGUUCAUGUACCAUAUAGAGAAACCUUCAUGUGUACGUUCUUGCUGUAUCCCCAAAGACCGAACAUUUGAUUUAAGAAAUUAAUUUUGAACUCAUUUCAAAUUUGUAAAGACCUUGCUUUGUAGGCAACUGUAGAUAUGACAUCUGAACUGGCUGCUAAGCACCUGCCUGUUAAAUUCUUUCAGUCUUCUUUCUGAAGAGGUAGCUUCCUUUUUGAGGUGUAUUCUCGACUUUAUCUCUAUUGUGAAGAAUCCCAAGGACAGUAUUUUCAGUUGCUUCUUAUAUAACGCAGAGUAUUUGGUAGUCUGUGGAGGAGUUUAGCCUAAAUGUGUGGUGUGUUUGCUGGCAAUUCAAUGCUGAAGGACUGAAGCGAUAAACAUUUGUUAACUGUUCAGACAGAUGCUUUUUGUUAAAAGAAGCUGACAGUCUUUGAACAGUCCACACAUGGAUGCUAACAUUUUAAUUGAUAUUGCGCCAAGCACUGCGCUCAGGAAUUUGUAUUCUUGCAGUACACUGGUUUGAUUUAUAGCAAAGAUUUUGACUCAUCUCUCCAGGGGCAACUAAUGAACAUCUGAAAGGGGAAAGGUGGUGCUUUCAUACUCCAGCCAGGUGUGUGCUCAGGCAGCAGGACUGGAGGUUUACUUUGAUUGUUUGGCUUUGGCCAGCAGCCGGUGUGUUUGUGUUCUUUUUAGCUGUAUUGUGUCUGUGUGUGUGGUUUACACUGGAGUAGGUGGUGUGAAAUGUGCAUGGUGUGCAUAAAUGAGUUUAUGCAUGGUGUAAGCCCAGGAGGAGCAGACAGGAACAGAUGAUGGGAAGACGUCCUUUAAGAUCAGCCUUUUAUUUCCACCAUGUUUAAAGGGUCUUAGAGUUGGCCGUCACCUUCACAGUUGGCUUUUUACACGCUCAAGGUUUUUGAAGUUAACCUUGUCGCUGGUAGCUGCUGCGUCAGCGGUGUCGUCCACACUGCCUGAGAUGAAGAGUUGGAGGGGAGCAGUGAGCACUCCUGAGUUUUUGAUUUUAACGACAAGGUGAAUGGUUUUUAGGGAUAAGAGAGGGGAUGGGAGGUGGUCGGCUGUUUGUGGAGCACCACGGGGGGCUCCGGGAAGCCUCCUGAUCAGACUGUGACGUACACUCAGAGGACCCUGUGCGGCUCUCUGGAAUCUGCCGGGCUUUUACAAUGGCUUGUAUUUGCCACGGUGCCAAAGGAAUUGCCAUCACACCUCCCCAUCCCUCACAUUUCAGUGUAGAGGAGUUUUUACUUACUGAUGUGUAUUGGUUUCUCCAUUUUCCCCUGUCUCAAGUGUUUAGAAGACUGCUGGCUGCUGAACUGCCACCAAAUGAAGUUUGGCACAAUCCAGGCGCCACUGAUGUCAAAGGAUGAUUGUUGUUGUUUGCGUUCAGAGAAAAGGUUAGAAGAAUGGAUAAGAGCCCAUUUUAUCAGUUUCUGCCCAGUUUCAGUGUUUACCUCUUUAGGCAGUGUUGUUAUUAAGCAGUUUUCUUUGUAAGACUUGAUUCUGACUUGGUGUGAAAGGCCUUUUAAAAAGCUGGCAUUCCACUUGCCAACAUAAAGUCAGUGAAAAUGUUUUUAAAAAGGGUUCAGGCCCCUCCUGCACUGUUUUACUGACUGUCAGGAAACCUCUUGGAUGAAGGAGUGAGCAGCUUAGAAAGGUUAUUGAUUUAGAAUUGGUAAAAAAAAAAAAAAGAGGAUUAAUUGCUCCCAAGACAUCUAGAUUUAACUUUGGCAGUAAGAAUGUGUUAUGUUUUGUGAAUUUGAACAAACCCUAGCUCUCCCUGCAGUGGCAACUAACUCAGAUGAAUACAUUUAACUUCCCUGUUUAGCUUCCUCUGUAUGGUUACAUCAGUGAGAAGUUACUGUACCUGUCAAAAUAUGCACUUUUGCAUAGUUUUGGUUCAUGAAAUACAUGUAUGAAAUUAGUGGCCAGAAAAAGAGGCAUUGAAGCACAUUUUUGUAUUCACCUGUUUGUGUUUAUCUGACCUCGUUCAGUUUUCACAUUGCAUGAUGGGUUUCCUUUAUUCAGCAGUGUCCUUAAAACCCCUGCCUUGUGACUAUAUUUGUGUUUACUUGGUCAAUAAUUGUCUCGCUGAUGCCCCCCACCCUCGCCCCUCCUGUGUCACCCUGCUUUACUGUCUCACUGCACCAGAAGUCGCUGUAACAGUCUAAUGUGGUGAAGGGACCAAAAGGAUUUCCAUAAAUAAAUUUCACAAGCAUCA
This is a messenger RNA of Acanthopagrus latus (yellowfin seabream), 8448 nucleotides long. RefSeq names its product meiosis regulator and mRNA stability factor 1. Lineage: Eukaryota; Metazoa; Chordata; Actinopteri; Spariformes; Sparidae. Gene Ontology annotation, biological process: post-transcriptional gene silencing. Bases 160 to 5649 code for a protein of 1829 amino acids. Gene Ontology annotation, cellular component: cytoplasm; peroxisome. The record is from RefSeq and is a predicted model, not a curated record. Gene Ontology annotation, molecular function: RNA nuclease activity; CCR4-NOT complex binding; mRNA base-pairing post-transcriptional repressor activity. The transcript is spliced from 27 exons.